Molecule: messenger RNA, 2197 nt
Organism: Lates calcarifer (barramundi perch)
Lineage: Eukaryota; Metazoa; Chordata; Actinopteri; Centropomidae
Gene: parvaa
Product: parvin, alpha a
Exons: 13
Coding region: 159-1277 (372 amino acids)
Biological process (GO): establishment or maintenance of cell polarity; cilium assembly; actin cytoskeleton organization
Cellular component (GO): cytoplasm; focal adhesion; actin cytoskeleton
Molecular function (GO): actin binding
Source: RefSeq, a predicted model, not a curated record
UCGCUCCAGCCAACUUCGGGAGAAAAUGUCUGGAAUUCCGUUUCCGCUUUAGGGAGUGGACGGUGAUUUUUUUUUUCCACUUGACUACCCACUCGACUUUCAUUUCCACGUCAACUCAGACCGUUUCGUGUUAACUAUCGUGGAUUAAAUAAUUGACGAUGGCUUCCUCGCCUCAGAAGUCCCCGUCCUCUCCGAAAUCUCCGACGCCCAAAUCCCCGUCCUCCAGAAAAAAAGAUGACUCUUUCCUGGGAAAACUUGGUGGAACUUUGGCAAGAAGGAAAAAGGCUAAAGAAGUGUCCGAGCUUCAGGAAGAGGGGAUAAAUGCCAUCAACCUUCCUCUCAGCCCCUCCCACUAUGAGCUGGACCCUGAGGACACAAUGCUAGAGGAGAAUGAAGUCCGCACCAUGGUGGACCCCAACUCCAAGAAUGACCGCAAACUGCAGGAGCUCAUGAAGGUUUUGAUUGACUGGAUAAAUGAUGUUCUGGUGGGAGAGAGGAUCAUUGUGAAAGAUCUGGCUGAAGAUCUGUAUGAUGGACAGGUCCUGCAGAAACUAUUUGAAAAGCUGGAAGGUGAGAAACUGAAUGUGGCUGAGGUGACCCAGUCGGAGAUCGCCCAGAAACAGAAGCUGCAGACUGUUUUAGAGCGCAUCAACGACUCACUCAAACUCUCCACCAGGAACAUUCGUUGGAAUGUGGACUCGGUUCAUGCUAAGAGUAUAGUUGCCAUCCUGCACCUGCUGGUGGCGGUGUCUCAACACUUCAGAGCACCAAUCAGAUUGCCUGACCACGUUUCUAUUCAAGUGGUGGUUGUCCAGAAAAGAGAGGGCAUCCUUCAGUCAAGACAAAUUCAAGAGGAAAUCACUGGCAAUACAGAGGCUUUCUCUGGCAGACAUGAGCGCGAUGCUUUCGACACCCUGUUUGACCACGCUCCAGAUAAACUUAAUGUUGUCAAAAAGACAUUGAUCACAUUUGUGAACAAACACCUGAACAAGCUCAACCUCGAGGUGUCUGAGUUGGACACACAGUUUGCAGACGGUGUUUAUCUGGUGUUGCUGAUGGGGCUGCUGGAGGGAUACUUUGUGCCACUCUACAACUUCUUCCUCACACCGGAAAAUUUUGACCAAAAGGUCCAUAAUGUGUCCUUCUCCUUUGAACUGAUGCAGGAUGGAGGUCUGGAGAGACCAAAGCCACGUCCAGAGGAUAUUGUAAACUGUGACCUUAAAUCGACCCUGCGCGUCCUCUACAACCUCUUCACCAGGUACAGGAAUGUAGACUGAGCACCACGCGUAGCAAGAGGGAACACUUUUUUACCACGGACUACAUGCUUAAGAUUAACAAAACUGUAUGUUUCCUCCUUUUAUCUGAAUGCAUGCAUCACAUUUUGUAUCUGUUGAACAAUGCACCACAUACAAAUCGGUAUAUUUUUGGAACUCUUGCAAAGACAUUAGGCUUGCACGCUUCAUAAUAUUUGCCUUUUUAUUGUAAACUGGGCAUUACCAUUCAGUCCUACAGAUAUCUAAGAACUAAAUAUGAUAGCCAAUAUAAAAUCUUAAGUUGAGUCGCAGAGUUGAUUCUAUAAUGAUUUGUGUUACCUUUGCUAUACAUCAUGAAACAGAGAUUUGAGAUGAACAACACUUGUAUCUUCUUAAUUCAGAAAAGAAAAUGUUUAAAUGUAUUUAUUGUUCAUUUUGAUUCAUGAUCUUUAACUUUUUUCUCUCUCUGCUCUUGUUUAUGUAAUUCAUAAGUGCCUUUAUUUAAACAUGUGAACACUGUCAGCUCCCAAUACUUAAUAUUGGGAUGUAUGUGCUCUCCACUUGUCUUAACGCUCCAGAUUUCCUUUGAAUGUGUGGAUGAACAUUUGAAAUAUUUGACCAAAGCUCUGUUAUUAGUAUUAGUAUUCACUCUGUAAAACAUAGCUUUACUCAGCACCCACUCUAUUCACUUUCUUAUAUUUUAUAUUGUAAUGUGUAUCUUAUUUUUAGUUGAGAUACAUCAGCUGUGUAGAAUCAUUCUACUUUUUGUGGUUUAAUAGAUUGUAUGCAUUGUAUUUUUUUUCAAACACAUUAGAUUUCACUCCUUUCUGCAAGACAAAUGAAAUUUCACUGAAAACAUUAAAUGUUUUAGGCAACAAACUGUAUGUUGUGUUCUAGUUUCAAGGCACCCUCACCUCUUAAAAAGAAUAAAUGCAGUAACUGUG